Messenger RNA from Annulohypoxylon maeteangense, 1598 nucleotides. RefSeq names its product TFIID-18kDa-domain-containing protein. Gene Ontology annotation, cellular component: SAGA complex. The record is from RefSeq and is a predicted model, not a curated record. Gene Ontology annotation, molecular function: protein heterodimerization activity; transcription coregulator activity. Bases 190 to 1152 code for a protein of 320 amino acids. Gene Ontology annotation, biological process: transcription by RNA polymerase II. The transcript has a single exon. Lineage: Eukaryota; Fungi; Ascomycota; Sordariomycetes; Xylariales; Hypoxylaceae.
CGACCAUUCAACUCUUCAUUCUUAUUCUAUCAUUACAACAUAUACCUUCUAACAGUCCUAUUAAACUCGAUUCAAUUGAUAUUAUUUAUAUCUAUUCCUCCAAGCCCAUAUUACAAAUUAAAUGCAUCGAUAGAAAACCUCAUUAUUCAUUCAACCCGAUUCAAACACUGCUUAUCAUCAUCAAUCAAGAUGGCGGACAGCAACAAGCAGCACAAGUACCGGCAGGAGAUCCAGCAGAUGAUGUACGUCUCUGGCGAGACAGGAGAACCAUCUGUCGAGACCACGGCCAUGAUCGAGGAGAUCGUGCGGCAGCAAGUGAUCGAGAUGCUGCGAAACUGCACAGAGCUCGCUGCGCGUCGCGGCUCGCGCUCAAUCACCAUCAACGAUCUAAUCUUCCAGAUCCGCGACGACGCGCCCAAGGUGUCGCGGCUGCGGACAUUUCUCUCGUGGAAGGACGUGCGCAAAAGCGCCAAGGACUCCGACGAGAAGGGCGGCGACGCGGACAUUGGCGUCGCCGACGACCCCGCAGGUGGCGUCAUGCCGGGCGGCCCCGCGGUCGAAGAGGCCGCGAAGAAGAACAAGAAGGCCAAGGUCAAGCUCCCGUGGGAACCGACCUCGUACUAUAGCCAGGAAGUGCCAGAGCGCGACGACGAGGAAGACGAGGAGGAGGAGGAGAUGAAUUACAUCACCCUGCAACGCCUGCGUAAGGCUGACGAACGCACCAAGGCAAUGACGCGCGAGGAGUACGUGACGUGGUCGGAGUACCGACAGGCGUCGUUCACGUACCGCAAGGGCAAGCGGUUCAGGGAGUGGGCCGGGUUCGGCAUCGUGACGGACAGCAAGCCGUCGGAUGACAUAGUGGACAUCCUCGGCUUCCUGACCUUCGAGAUGGUGCAGACGCUCACUGAGGAGGCACUCAAGAUUAAGGAGCAAGAGGACCUCUGGAAGGAACGCAGUGGUGGUGAGAACUCAGGUACGAAAAAGCGGAAGCUUGCGCAGGGCCUCUUCGAUCCCCCGAACGAGGGUAAGACCCCCGUCGAGUCGAGACAUAUACAGGAGGCGUUUAGACGCUUGCAGGCUCGUCCGAAGAAGUCGAGGGCUAUGCUCAACGGCACGAAUUUGCAGCAGAGGACUAAUUUGAAGUUGUUCUGAUUCUGCUGCGGGUUGGAAGAUGGUGGAAAUAUUUGGCUACUCUUUCGGCUUGAACACCUUGCAGUUUAGAGAGUGUUGGCUAUUCAUGGCUGGAAUUUACCGAUCGCAAAAGAUUGAGGAUGAGACAAGACGUUUGGGACAUACCCAGGAGUAGUGGUGUUUGGGGAGUUUUGAAUUCUAUUUGCUUAAAUUCUAUCACUACACACUUCUGGUUUUAGAAGUGAUUUUUAGAAAUUGCCUGUUGCUAGGAGUUACCAGGAGCAGCGCAUUCAGCGAUAAUGUCAUUGGUACUAGUAGACUGUUCCUUGGCAUUUUCACGAAGCCAGCGAUUACACAGCUUUUAGAUUUACGGUUGGCGAUAACUGUUAUAUCCGUAUCCCUCUAAAGCUCGAUUACUCGGACAAAGUUGCCUGGUUUGUUUGAGAUAAUCAAAUCGAAAAAUAGAU